Scophthalmus maximus (turbot) is the source of this 1050-nucleotide messenger RNA. RefSeq lists its product as uncharacterized. The record is from RefSeq and is a predicted model, not a curated record. Lineage: Eukaryota; Metazoa; Chordata; Actinopteri; Pleuronectiformes; Scophthalmidae. The transcript has 4 exons. The coding region runs from base 86 to 979 and encodes 297 amino acids.
CAGCUCCGUCACAGAACAAAGCUUCAGUCGUUGACCUUCAUUCUGCUGUUGAGGACAAACUUUAGCAGCUGAACGACAAACCAACAUGGAGUCUGGACUCUCGCUCAGGGUUUCUUGGACAUGUCUGCUGUUGAUCAGCAGUGCUGUUGGUUUUCCUGCUAAAGAAGGCUACAGAUAUCCCUACGCAGCUACCUGGAGCUCCAGUGGCGGUCCUGGAGCCUCACGUCCUCCUCUGGCAUCCCUGCUGCAGGAGUCGUUUGCUGGAGACCAGCAGCUUGAAGCAGCCUCCCAACAGUCCAGCUCUCCGUCCAGCGAGGCAGCUCCUGUCGCCUACUCCCCUGGUUAUGAACCAUACGGCUUCAUCAUGUCUUAUGGUUCCAGCUCUGAAGAACCCUCCAGUGCUCCUGAAGUCCCAGUCCAGAGUCCAGGCUACGUCGGCGUUCCUCUGGUCUCCUGGGAGGAGACUCCGAGCUUAUUUGUUCCGCCUCAGCCUAGUUCUGGCAGCAGUGAACACAACAACAUGGCCUCAACUAGGGAAGCCUCCAGUCCCAAGUCUGAGGCGUCUCAGUUUGUCCCUCUUGGCGUCUCCGACCCUUCAUCCAUUGCUCACGCGUUUGAACGAUACAGCCGUGUUGCCUCUGCUCCUUAUGGAAACCCCUCAACUGCAGGCUCUGCUCCAGAGGAGCAGCCCGAGGGGAGACCUUCCUCCUCCAUGUACGACCUGAGGGAAAGGCUGGCGUCUCCUUAUUUCCCGGACUUCAGCUUCUUCGACAGGACUGUGGAGGCUCCUCAGGGCGAGACGUCCCCGCUGCCUCCUUCCUCCUACAUCAUCCAGUCCAGAAACGGCUUCCUGCAAGCGAGAGAGGUCCUGUCCCACAUGAAAUACUCCCCAUGGUAUCCUCAACCACUCGUCUUCCCCUAUGACGCUCCCAGCAAACUCCCACCGAUGACUGGGCCCAAAGGAGGAAAGACGGUCUGAGGGAAACCCUGGUGACGGAUCCUUGUAGAACCACUUCAACAUGUGAUUUAAUAAAAGUCUGAACAUGAGAA